CACGGGGGUGCUUCUCGUAGCCUAGGAGGAAGGGACGAUCCACGCUCCCAAGUGUCCACAGGCAAUCGCAGAUGGAUUCCUCCCAGUACUUACAAACGAGAUGCACUUUCCCAUGAAAACAAGAAUGACAUCGUCUUUCGCAAGGUUCGCGGUAUCCUAAACAAACUAACUCCGGAAAAGUUUGAGAAGUUGAGCGAUGAUUUGCUGUGCAUAGGGUUGGACUCUCCGACCAUCUUGAAGGGAGUGAUUUUACUCAUCUUCGAGAAGGCUUUAGAUGAACCCAAGUACAGUUCUAUGUACGCACAGCUGUGCAGGCGUCUAUCUGAAGAAGCCCCCAACUUUGAACCGCCAACGAACGCCAACGGCAGCGCUCCCAGCAUCUCUACCUUCCGCCAGCUGUUGCUUGCCAAGUGCCGUGUCGAGUUUGAAAAUCGUUCGGCCGCUCAAGAGGUCUUCGAAAGCCGCGAUGGCUCUCUUACAGCCGACGAAGAAGAGCAGCGUCAGACGGCCAAGCGUAAAAUGCUUGGCAACAUUAAGUUUAUCGGUGAAUUGGGCAAGUUGGGUAUGCUGCAGGGUGCCAUCCUCCACAUGUGUAUCCAGCAGCUCUUGGAGAGGAAGCGCCGGGGCGGCAUCCGUGAGAUGGCCGAAGAUUUGGAAUGUUUAUGCCAGAUCAUGAGAACCUGCGGCAGGAUUCUCGACAUCGACAAGGCUAAAUCCUUGAUGGAUCAAUAUUUUGACCGGAUGGCUGCUUAUGCCGUCAACCAGGAGCUGCCUUCGCGGAUUCGAUUCAUGCUGCAGGAUUCCAUCGACCUGCGUGCUAAUCAUUGGCAGCCCCGCAAAAUCGCCUCGACCGACGGGCCACGAACCAUUCAACAGAUUCGAGAAGAAGCCGCCCGAGACAGUGGUGUCUACCUACCUCCUCCCGGAUCCCACCUCAUGCAGGGAAUGCAUCGCGGUGGCAUGGGCGGUGGAGCUUCCGGUCCUGGCAUGGGAAUCAGUCCGCCUUCCGGGCUAUUCCCCGUUUCACGUUCGGGUCUUAAAGGGCCUAUCGGCAUUGGACUCGAAGACGUCUUUGGUUCCCUUCCUCUGGGAGCCGUAAGCAUUGGUACCGGACCCGGAGUCAUUCCAUCUAUGCAGGAUGGCUACGGAUACGACAGCGACUCAACUCACAACAGCCACGGACACAACCCGAAUAUGUACCGUGGACGCCCGUCUUACGGAAGCACAGGUAGUGGUGGAAGUGGAGGUGGUGGCGGCGGCGGAGGAGGCAGUUACUCUAACCGAUCGUCUAGCAAUGGCGUCGGCAACUUUAAUGGCGGUGGCAACAACAAGCAGUUCUCGGCUCAAAAUCACCACCAACAGAACAUGAACCAAGCCAAUAAUGCCAAAAAUGAUCUGCCACCACGUUUCAAGAAGAUGAUGAUGACACAGCAGAGAAGCCAAGGCAGCACGGAAGAAGUUAGUCUCCGUCCGCCGGCCAACUCGAUGGUUCACAAACCCAAACCACCGACUGUAAUCUUAUCGAAGUCCGUCACGACCAACGUUUCUUCUGCAAACAACCAUAUAACCGGACCUUUGGGUCCUCUGUUGGAUGCCGCCCUCCCUCUCACUAAUUCGGCGGCAUUAUCCAAUUCAUCCAAGACCUCUGGUAUCGGUAUAAACUUGCAAGAUAUGAAGCCCGUUGGGGGCAAAACUGUAGGUUCUACUGCUGCCGAUAAAUUGAGAUCUCCACGAAAAGACCAAGGUCCCACAAAGGAAGACAUAGUUAAGCAAGCGGAAACUGUAUUGGAAGACUUACUGAAUCAUCAGAAAGUGGAGGACAGUGUCACUGCCCUAAAGGAGAUCAAAUCCAUUGAACGGUUUUGGACCCCCGUCUUGGCUCGUCUCAUGGCCAAAGUUCUAGACAAAUCAGACUCGGAUCGCGAGCUGGUCAGUCAAUUGAUGGUCCAGCUGAAGAAGGAUUCGCUCAUAACCCCGUCUCAAUUUUUUGACGGCUACAAAGAAUUGGUCUCUCAGCUGCCUGAAAUAGAGAACGAUGUGCCUCGAGCCAAAUCUUUUGUUGCUGGCUUGGCUGCUCGCGCCGUGAUGGACGAACUUUCCACUCUUGCCGAUUUAGCUCGACCGCUGGAAGGUGGCCACCAGUACCCCUUGUUCCUCCUGACACUUCAACAGCUGCACAAGAUUCAGGCCACUGAAAGGGCCGUCCUGAUCAAGUUGUUUAACGAGUCUAAAGUUCAGCUGAUGAAUAUGCUUCCGGAACUGGAUCGCAACAAAGAUAGGCUGGGGCAAAUUUUGGACGACCGUGGACUCGGCUUCCUCUUCCCUCUGCUACGUAUUCAGUCUGAUCUGUGGAAACAGAUUCAAGCCGAUCCGACUCCCGCUCAGUUCUACAAGUGGAUCAAAGAGAAUGUCGAUCCGUCCUGCUACACGAUGCCGGGCUUUAUCUCGGCCCUGUUUGCCGUCCUCCUCAAAUAUAUCGCUCAAGAAGCGGCUCCCGGCGACGCACCUCCUACCAAUGGAACGACGGAAAACGGUUCCCUUACCACCACGGACAAGGUGACCCAAGAGAAGGAGAAGGAGCUUAUGGAGCGCUAUCGACCCGUGUUGCAGGCCUUCCUCCACGAUCAUGUCUCACUUCAAGUCACCGUCCUGCAUUCUCUGCAGGCCUUCUGUCAUGGACUUAACUUCCCCAAGGGUAUGCUUCUACGCUGGUUCGUCCUUCUCUACGAUCUUGAGAUUGUUGAAGAAGACGCCUUCCUCAAGUGGAAGGAGGAUCUUACUGACGUUACGCCAGGCAAAGGCAAAGCUCUCUUUCAGGUAAAUAACUGGCUCAUGUGGCUUGAACAAGCCGAGUCUGAUGAAGAUGAAGAUGGCGAUGCUUAACGAAAAAGACGACUCUAGGAA
Daphnia carinata is the source of this 2904-nucleotide messenger RNA. RefSeq names its product eukaryotic translation initiation factor 4 gamma 2-like. Gene Ontology annotation, cellular component: eukaryotic translation initiation factor 4F complex. Gene Ontology annotation, molecular function: translation initiation factor activity; protein binding; mRNA binding. The transcript is spliced from 5 exons. Bases 295 to 2883 code for a protein of 862 amino acids. The record is from RefSeq and is a predicted model, not a curated record. Lineage: Eukaryota; Metazoa; Arthropoda; Branchiopoda; Diplostraca; Daphniidae.